CGCUGAGCUUCAUCCAAAGCCUCUUCCUCCGCCCCGACACGGGACCGCAACAGCAGCUUUCAGACCAUAUACCUAAACUUUGUCUGAGCCAUUUCAACUGAAGGGAACCUUCCCCCUGUCUUCCAUCAGCAGGAAGAGACUGUGAGCAAACCUCGUCAUGAACUGGACAUUCCUCCAGGGCCUCCUCAGCGGGGUGAACAAGUACUCCACAGCCUUCGGCCGAGUGUGGCUCUCCAUUGUCUUCCUCUUCAGGGUCCUGGUGUUUGUGGUGGCAGCAGAGAAGGUAUGGGGUGACGAACAGAAAGACUUCAAAUGCAACACGGCUCAGCCCGGGUGCCACAAUGUCUGCUAUGACCACUUCUUCCCCGUCUCCCAUAUCCGGCUGUGGGCCCUGCAGCUCAUCUUCGUCACCUGCCCCUCACUCCUGGUGGUCAUGCAUGUGGCCUACAGGGAGGACAGGGAGAAGAAACACCGGCUCAAGUACGGCGAAAACUGCCGCCGUCUCUACCAGAACACUGGCAAGAAGCGUGGAGGCCUGUGGUGGACCUACGUCCUCACUUUAGUCUUCAAAAUAGGUGUGGACGCCACCUUCGUCUACCUCCUCUACCAUAUCUAUGAGGGCUACGACUUCCCAUCUCUCAUCAAGUGUGAACAGAAACCCUGUCCCAACAAGGUGGACUGUUUCAUCGCUCGGCCCACUGAGAAGAGAAUCUUCACCCUCUUCAUGGUGGUCACCAGCCUGGCCUGCAUCUUGCUCUCUGUUUUUGAAAUUCUCUACCUGGUUGGCAAACGGUGCCGUGAAUGUAUCACCACAUUCCAUCACUCUCGCCGAGUCGUGACCAACACGAUGUCCAGUGGGAGCAACUUGAUGGAGUCAAAUAAUCUAAAGCUGACAGGUAAAAACAACCCUCAAACACCUGCGCCCUCAUACAGUGUCGCCAUAUCUUGAGAUACUGAGAUAAAGGCAAAGACUAUUAAAGACAUGACAAGUCCCCAGGCACUUCCUCAAAAGACUUGACAGCAGACUUUGUCUACUCUGAGAUUGAACUACGAUGGAGUUGGUUCCCUACUGUUUACAGAGUCCACAAUCAAAGGAGUUCAGGACAUCAGGACUCAUGUGUCAUUGAUCUGGAAUGUGCUCAAUGUUGCGGGUUUGCGAGUACUUACAGAUGUUUUUACAGAUAAAGUUCAACAGCAAAAAGAAAAGUCAAGGAAGUUUGUGAUGCAGUGUCAGAUUUAGCUUCUCGUUCAAUUAAAUGAGUCACUCCGGGGUUUGGCGAGUAUGGUUUUAUAAACGUGGUUUUCUUCGUAAGAUUUUCCCUCUGCUCGUGCCCGACCUCAAAAUGUUUACUUCUGACUGUGCUGUGUCUCCUCCCUUCACUCACACGUUUGUCGUAUCUUGCUGUAAAUGCUGUACUAUAUAUAAUUUAUCAACAGGUUUGAAAGAUUGUGCUCUUGUGUUUGUUACUGUUGUUGUCAUGUUUCUGCGUAGUGGCGGAAGAGAGCAAUGCUGUGGAAAUGCAGUUUUUGAAACACAGUUGUUAUUAGUAACUCAGGAUUUGCAUAUUUAACAGCGUUGAGGUGCAGCGUGGCUGCAUAGUUGUUAAUAAUAUUUUCAUUAAAGAUCAUUUUCAUAUUUUGAAAAUGUGUUUGUUUUUCAUAAGAUCAAGGAAGACAUGUCUCUACACAGUGGUGAACACUGCAUUCAACAGUUACACAGUCUUUUCAUGUACUAAGGAACAAUGUGCCACGUCUCUAUAGAAAAGGACAUGUUGAUUCUGCAGUUCUGUGGUUCGACCAAAAAACACAGACUUUCUUUCUGCUUCCACUUCCACUUUUUCCAUGCGUUUCAUAAAGCCCUCCCUCUCCACUGGCCGCACAGAUUGCUCUGUUGCUAUGAGCAGCACCCUCAUUUUUUAGGUUGAUUGGUACUUUGAGAAGGGCAGAGGAGGAGCCUCCCACUCCUCUGAUUCAUCCAUGCUGACGUGUGGAACCACCCAGUGCAGGAAUUUGUCGGUCCGUGCAGACGCUGAAUGGGGGAUCGCAGUAUUUACACUGCAACGUGCUGGAGGAGAGAUGUAGUGAGAGUAAAAACACAUCUUUUCUCACUUAUGGUCUCUCCCUGUGUGGAUAUUUUCAAUUUGAAUCUGCCAAUAGACAUUUCAGAGGAAACUGCUACUGGCAUCUGAAGAUAGUGAAGGUGAAUACAUUUUGUUACUGCUGGCCCGAAUGAAGACUGACAUUUAAAAACUUGAACAGCAAAGUGUCUUUCCACAAACAAUGACAGGACAAUCAGCAGACACCACUGUUAACAGUUUUUACUGGAACCAUUAGAUCUAUUUCAGUAAACAGUCCCUGCGAUGAAAACUGUUAACAAGUGAGGUGUGUGGAUUAUCAUGGUAACUAGGACACUGUUUUAGCAAAGACAAGGUGUUGUUGAAAUGAGAUAGCUCUCCUGCAGUGUGCCACGUGCCACAGCCUCAGCAGAUGAAACCAAAAAUACGAUUAAAUGGAAAAAUCAUUAAACGGUAAUAUAUUGCCCCUGAAAACAUAAGUGAGAUCCAGUAUGUGCGGUUCUGUUUGUCCAACCUGGAUUUGUGGUUCUGUAAAUAAGCCAAAAAAUAACUCUCAUUAUGAGACCCUCCCAGCUCUUCCUGGUUAUUAUCUGUCAUGGUCCCAGCUCUCUCUGCUCUGGUACAUUUCCUUCCUGUCGCAGCAGUGGAAAGCAACGGGUUUAUCCUGUUGUUACGUCUUGUCGAGACUUGCAGCUCACAGAGGUUGAGUCCUCCAGGUAUGUCUCAGCAGCCUGCCAGUUGUUCAACUGGAGAACCCCCCCACCCCACUGAAUGCACUGGACUGCUGUAAAUGUUGUAGUACAGAUGUUGUGUUCAUAGGCUCAAGCUUUAGGGCAUUGAUGACUUUCCUGAAAAGCACAACUGCAACUUGAUAUUUCUAACAAUGUCAUCGCUGCGAGACCUUGAGAUGAGGUGUUUUAUUUAGAGAAGGCAGCACCACAGCUUGUUACUCUUCACUCCUGGGGAGUUAGACACAUCCCGCCUCUUACAACAGCCUCUUACAACAAAGUGUUUAUUAUUGUGUUUAUUAUUUGUGCACAAAUGAAAAUAUGAGCAUAAUGUUUUAGCCUGGUUCCUGAGUUGCUGUCCACACCUGAGUUCAGGUUUUCACUCUGCUUUUAUAAACACACUUUUAUGUUACAGGAUAUUUGUAUGAAGUUAUUAGAAAAAGUUUUUUUGCUCUUCAUUGUCUUCUCAGAAAUUGUUGGGUUUGUUUGGAAACUGUUGCGAGCAUGAAACAA
This is a messenger RNA of Seriola dumerili (greater amberjack), 3316 nucleotides long. RefSeq names its product gap junction beta-4 protein-like. Gene Ontology annotation, biological process: cell communication. Gene Ontology annotation, cellular component: connexin complex. The transcript has 2 exons. NCBI's taxonomy places the organism in Eukaryota, Metazoa, Chordata, Actinopteri, Carangiformes, Carangidae. The record is from RefSeq and is a predicted model, not a curated record. The coding region runs from base 158 to 949 and encodes 263 amino acids.